GAAAUCGCUUACACUCUCCGCUCCCUUCCCCUCGCUGGAUUGUUCGCAUCUCGCCCUACAGGAUGGCAAGCAGCGCAAAGCUGGAGGUGUCGCAGCCUACCCGGGCUGCUGUUCCCGUGAAAAAAGUGCAUUAUCCUUUCUGGUUUGGUGGCUCUGCAUCAUGUUUUGCGGCGGCCGUCACGCACCCUUUGGAUCUUGUGAAGGUUCGCUUGCAAACACGUGGGCCUGGAGCGCCCACCACUAUGUUGGGCACUUUCGGCCAUGUGAUUAAGUCUGACGGAAUUUUGGGUUUAUACAGAGGGCUUUCGGCCGCGCUCUUGCGACAGAUAACGUAUUCCACCACUCGCUUCGGUAUAUAUGAAGAGUUGAAAUCGCGCUUCACAUCGCCCGAUGCACCCGCCAGCACUCUCGCCCUGGUCGGGAUGGCCUGUACAUCCGGUUUCCUUGGUGGUAUCGCAGGAAAUCCGGCCGACGUUAUGAAUGUGCGCAUGCAGUCCGACGCAGCUCUCCCCGUAGAGCAACGCCGUAACUACAGACAUGCCUUCCACGGACUGGUCCAGAUGACCCGCCAUGAAGGACCCGCAAGUCUGUUCCGUGGCGUUUGGCCCAAUUCGACACGUGCCGUAUUGAUGACCGCCUCUCAAUUGGCUUCCUACGACACCUUCAAGCGUCUUUGCAUCGACAGGUUCGGCAUGUCCGAUAACCUGGGCACUCAUUUCACCGCGUCCUUCUUGGCCGGUUUCGUUGCGACAACCGUUUGCAGCCCCGUGGACGUGAUCAAGACCCGUGUGAUGAGCGCUUCCCCAGCUGAGAGCCGCGGCCACAGCAUCGUGGGUCUCUUACGAGAUAUCACCCGCAAGGAAGGCUUCGCCUGGGCCUUCCGCGGCUGGGUUCCCAGUUUCAUCCGCCUGGGCCCCCAUACCAUCGCUACAUUCAUCUUCCUGGAAGAGCACAAGAAACUCUAUCGUCUGCUGAAGGGCGUCUCGGAAGAGAAGCAUACAGCAUAGAUCGACCUUUUCCUUCCUCGAUCACUUUUCACAUGUUUCUGAUUUGCUCGGUCUUGCGGUAAAUCAGUUUUUCCUUCUCGAUUAUCUUUGUAUAUGAUGUUUCUUUGGCGAAAGCAUUGGGUGGGUAAAAAAGUUAGUUUUAUGUGGUGUACAUACCUCUUCUUUCUUUCUUUCUUUCUUUCUUUUUCUUUUUUUUUUUCCCUCACGCCCCUGUGUGAUUUGGCUGUUCCUUUUGGCUCCUCGAUUUCUGCGAGUGCUGUCCGUUGGCUGCACCGAGAUACCCUUGCAUUGGGAGAACCUGGUUGAAAUAUACCGGGUAUCGGACCUUGCUUCAGCAAUUGUUUAUCUACCAUAGACUGUCUCAGUGCCGGAAUUGACUUCGCGGUUGCAGCACUGGUUUUGGUUGGCCAUAUACUGGCUAUAUUAUGAGUUGGAAUAGAUAGAAUGGUUUGUUCAUUUGGAUAUCAGAUAGAAGACUAAACUCUACUGGGUUGACAGUUGGGACUAUUAACUCAGUCGUUCUUGCAUAUUCCGCUUACCGAUAUCUCUACUAAUAUUGGUUGAAACGAGAGGCGCUAAUUGCAGGCACCAUAAGGCGGAUAGUGAAGCCUUUCUACAUAUGCG
This is a messenger RNA of Aspergillus pseudotamarii, 1631 nucleotides long. RefSeq names its product putative mitochondrial dicarboxylate carrier. The transcript is spliced from 4 exons. NCBI's taxonomy places the organism in Eukaryota, Fungi, Ascomycota, Eurotiomycetes, Eurotiales, Aspergillaceae. Bases 63 to 1007 code for a protein of 314 amino acids. The record is from RefSeq and is a predicted model, not a curated record. Gene Ontology annotation, biological process: mitochondrial transport; malate transmembrane transport; succinate transmembrane transport. Gene Ontology annotation, molecular function: succinate transmembrane transporter activity; sulfate transmembrane transporter activity; oxaloacetate transmembrane transporter activity. Gene Ontology annotation, cellular component: mitochondrial membrane.